UUUGUCAGCGCGUUCGUCACGCAGCGAGAUAAACAAAGCGGCAAAAGGAGAAGCGAAAUUAAUAGUUCACUAACAACAAAAAAAAAAACCGAAACGAAACGAAACUCCUCUGCAUACGUGUGUGCGUGACUGUGUUCGUGUAUUAGUGCAUUAGUGAGUGCGUGGGUGUGUGUGUGUGUGAGUACAUGCGAAAAUGGGACAAGAGGAUCAGGAGCUUUUGAUACGCGGCGGGGGAAGCAAGCACACCUCCGCAGAGCAGCUGCAUCACAGUCCUGGGGAAGGCGCCACUGGCCCUGUGGCAACAACAGCGCAGAGCUGCAUUAGCCAAAGCUUUGGCCAGACCAAGAACUAUGGCACAUUGAGCAGCAGCGGAGAAUUGCCCGAGACUCUCACCUACGCCUGGCACAACGUCGACAUCUUUGGCGCCGUCCAUCAGCCGGGCUCCAAUUGGCGCCAGCUCGUCAAUCGCACACGCGGUCUCUUCUGCAACGAGCGCCACAUUCCGGCUCCGCGCAAGCAUCUGCUCAAGAAUGUUUGUGGAGUUGCCUAUCCGGGUGAGUUGCUCGCUGUCAUGGGCAGCUCUGGAGCAGGUAAGACAACGCUCCUCAAUGCGCUCGCCUUUCGCUCGCCGCAAGGAGUUCAGGUCUCUCCCUCGAGUGUGCGUCUGCUCAACGGUCAGCCGGUGGAUGCCAAGGAGAUGCAGGCACGUUGCGCCUAUGUGCAGCAGGAUGAUCUGUUCAUUGGCUCGCUCACGGCACGCGAGCAUCUCAUCUUUCAGGCCAUGGUCCGAAUGCCACGUCAGCUGAGCUAUCGCCAGCGUGUGGCUCGAGUGGAUCAGGUUAUCCAGGAGCUGUCGCUCAGCAAAUGCCAGCACACGAUCAUCGGUGUGCCAGGUCGAGUGAAGGGUUUAUCUGGUGGCGAGAGGAAGCGUCUUGCCUUCGCCUCGGAGGCACUCACCGAUCCUCCGCUGCUCAUUUGCGAUGAGCCCACCUCGGGAUUGGAUUCGUUCACUGCGCACAGCGUUGUGCAGGUGCUGAAGAAGCUGUCGCAGAAGGGAAAGACCGUCAUCCUGACCAUCCAUCAACCGUCGUCGGAGUUGUUCGAGCUCUUCGACAAGAUCCUCCUCAUCGCCGAGGGGCGUGUCGCCUUCCUUGGCACGCCCAGCGAGGCCGUCGACUUCUUUUCCUACGUGGGCGCCCAGUGUCCGACCAACUACAAUCCGGCGGAUUUCUAUGUCCAAGUGCUGGCGAUAGUUCCAGGCCGCGAGGUGGAGUCGAGGGAGCGGAUUGGCAAGAUCUGCGAUAACUUUGCCAUCAGCAAAGUAGCUCGGGAUAUGGAACAGCUGCUGGCAGCAAAGACGCAGACGCAGCCGCUAGAGCAGCCGGAGAAUGGUUACACCUAUAAGGCAACCUGGUUUAUGCAGUUCCGAGCUGUACUCUGGAGAUCCUGGUUGUCGGUGCUCAAGGAGCCGCUGCUGGUCAAAGUGCGACUCAUUCAGACCACGAUGGUGGCUGUAUUGAUUGGACUCAUCUUUCUGGGGCAGCAGCUGACGCAAGUGGGCGUGAUGAACAUCAACGGGGCCAUCUUUCUCUUCCUGACCAACAUGACCUUCCAGAAUGUGUUUGCCACCAUCAACGUCUUCACCUCGGAGCUGCCUGUGUUUAUGCGAGAGGCACGAAGUCGACUCUAUCGGUGCGACACGUAUUUUCUGGGCAAGACUAUAGCGGAGCUGCCGCUCUUCCUCACCGUUCCCUUUGUGUUCACGGCGAUUGCGUAUCCGAUGAUUGGACUGCGAGCCGGCGCCUUGCACUUCUUCAACUGUUUGGCUCUGGUCACACUGGUUGCGAAUGUCUCCACCUCGUUUGGCUAUCUGAUAUCCUGCGCCAGCUCAUCCACAUCGAUGGCCCUGUCCGUGGGUCCGCCUGUCAUCAUUCCGUUCCUGCUCUUCGGCGGCUUCUUCCUCAACUCCGGCUCGGUGCCCAUCUAUCUGAAGUGGCUGUCGUAUCUGUCGUGGUUUCGCUAUGCCAACGAGGGACUGCUUAUCAAUCAAUGGGCUGAUGUGGAGGCUGGCGAGAUUAGCUGCACUUCAUCGAAUACGACAUGUCCGAGCUCUGGGAAAGUCAUUCUGGAAACGCUCAACUUUUCGGCUGCUGAUUUGCCCCUUGAUUACAUUGGAUUGGUUUUGCUCAUCAUCAGCUUUCGAGGAUUCGCCUAUUUAGCGCUGCGACUGCGUGCCCGACGCAAGGAAUAAAAAACAUCAUAUACAUACUAUAUAUAUAUACACAUGCAUACACUCUAUAUAUUAUAUAUAAACACUUUUUUUUUUUUUUUUAAUUGUUUAUUUGUGUUAAAUUGUUUAGCCCAUGAACCACAAAACUGCUGGAGAAAAGCAACAUUUACUGUUUAGUAUGCUUGGCAUUUUAAAUUAAAUAUGCUUUCUAUACGCAACGCCAACGAAAUUGUUAUUUCAAAUCUCUCAUUCAGUCAUUUAACAGGAGCCUCGCACAAUUUGAAUUGUAUUGUAAAUUUAAACUUGGCGCGCUCGAAAUUCACCAUCACAGCAAGAAAUUCAACACACACAAUACGCUACGUAACACACAGAGCAUUGGUGCGAACGGGAUAGCAGCACUAACACCACUAGCGCAGCUGGAUAAGCAUUGAAAAGAGCGGCGCGGCUAUAGUUAGCUAGCGUUGUUACGACGCAACAAGCGGCGGCGACCGGAGUUGCUGCUGUUGUCGCGAUUCCACCGCAUUGCUUUGUUGUUGGUAAAAUUCUCGCAAGAGAUAUUUUGUGUUUGCUGUCGUACUGCUGCUGCUGUUUUUUUUUUGUUGUCUGGGAGAGUGUGUGUGUGUUUAACUUUAAUCUAAUCGCAGACGCGUCGCCAAAACUAAGUCUCAAGUAGUUAAAAUUAACUGUCGGCCAGCAAAAGUACUGCACACGCUUUCCCCCGGUCAGCCGCCGUCAUCAACAAACAAAAACGUCGCGCGCGCGGGCAAUUGGAUCGCUUGGCUCUUCUAUUCAAUGUGUUGUGUGCAGUGUUGUGUGUUGUGCGGUUCAGUUCAGUUCAGUUUUAGUUAGCGUAUCGCGGCGUAAGCGACGCUCCGCUCCGCUCACAUUUAUUUUUAAACAAAACAAC
Molecule: messenger RNA, 3137 nt
Organism: Drosophila sulfurigaster albostrigata
Lineage: Eukaryota; Metazoa; Arthropoda; Insecta; Diptera; Drosophilidae
Gene: w
Product: protein white
Exons: 6
Coding region: 194-2251 (685 amino acids)
Biological process (GO): transmembrane transport
Cellular component (GO): plasma membrane
Molecular function (GO): ATP hydrolysis activity; ABC-type transporter activity; ATP binding
Source: RefSeq, a predicted model, not a curated record